AUGGCUUUGCACAACUCCGAACCGAAUUGCAUCUUCUGCAAGAUCAUCAAGGGCGACAUUCCGUCGUUCAAGCUGAUCGAGACGGAUGCCAUCUACUCCUUCCUCGACAUCGGACCUCUCUCGAAGGGCCACGCCCUCGUCAUCCCCAAGUACCACGCCCCCAAGCUCCACGACGUUCCCGACGAGCACCUCGGUGAGAUCCUCGCAACGCUCAAGAAGAUUGCGGUUGCGCAGGGCGUCGAGAACUACAACAUCUUGCAGAACAAUGGCAAGAUUGCGCACCAGGUCGUCGACCACGUCCACUUCCACAUGAUCCCCAAGCCUUCGGACUCGGACAAGGAGGGACUCGUGAUCGGCUGGCCGGCGCAGCAGGCGAACAUGGAUGAGCUGAAGAAGUAUUGGGAGGAGGUCAAGGGGAAGCUUUGA
Molecule: messenger RNA, 426 nt
Organism: Rhodotorula toruloides NP11
Lineage: Eukaryota; Fungi; Basidiomycota; Microbotryomycetes; Sporidiobolales; Sporidiobolaceae
Product: Hit-like protein involved in cell-cycle regulation
Exons: 7
Coding region: 1-426 (141 amino acids)
Biological process (GO): nucleotide metabolic process
Molecular function (GO): catalytic activity
Source: RefSeq, a predicted model, not a curated record